AUGCUGGGCAAACCCCUUCACACCAACACCGAGGUGUACGACUUCAUCCUAGUCGGAGCCGGAUCAGCAUCAUGCUUGGUCACGUCACGUCUCUCGCAGCAGCUGCCCGAUCACCGGAUCCUUGUUCUGGAAGCCGGAGAACACAUUCGCGAUGAUCCCAAAGUCCAAACACCUGGUCUAUCGACGACGCUGAUGUCGAAUCCCGCUUAUGAUUGGCAGUAUUCGUCCGCACCGGAGCCAGGCUUGAACAACAAGAGGGUGAAGCAUCCGAGAGGGAAGUUGGUGGGUGGUAGCAGUGCGAUCAAUAGUCACAGUGUGGUGUUUCCUAAUCACGAGUGGCAUGAUCGCUUAGCAGAGGAGCUUCUGUCAGAUUCGGGGAGAGAAGAGUGGGGCUCACAGGGUAUGAGAGAUUGUUACAGGCGAUGGCAGGCAGAACACUCUGGAUCCAGCGUGGGCGACGAUACGGGGUCUCUGGAUCGUGUGCAGACAUCAUACCCGCGUACUCUGGACCUUCUUCAAUCCCGGUGGAUGGAAGCUUUUGAGGAGCUUGGCCAUUCGAGAAGUACCGCAGGGUUUGUUGAGAGCUCUGCCGGAGCUGUCACUGUCACAAAUGCAAUCGACUGUUCAAAAGGCGAACGAAGCCAUGCAGGUACAGCAUUCCUAGAAUCCGCCUUGAAACGCGGCAAUGUAACUUUGAGGACUGGCGUGAAAGUUGAUAAGAUUGCAUUCGACGAUGCUUUGACCGCUGAUGGAAAACUCAAUGCUAGAGGUGUUCACUACACAUACAAGGGGGAGGUGUAUUUUGUCAGUGGUCGAGAGAUCAUUCUCAGCGCAGGCGUGUUCGAAUCUCCCACAAUUUUGGAACGAUCGGGUAUUGGCUCCAAAACAAUUCUUGCAGCCGCGAACAUCCCAGUCCUGUACGAACUUCCGGGAGUCGGUGAAAAUUUGCAGGAUCAUCUGAACUGUGGUUUAUCUUGUGAAACUCAAGACGACAUCCCUACUCGUGACGAAAUACUACGAAACCCCGAACUGCAGAAGGCUGCAUUGUUAGAGUACGAACGAAGCCGAACUGGUCGAUUAUCAGAAGGAGCAGCCUAUAGUUUUGCCUUCACACCACUACAGAUGCUGGAAACUCCGUCGGAAACGCAGGAGCUCAUACAAACAGUUAAGCAUUGGGUAGAAGGAGAGAAAAACCCGAGCUUAAAAGCACAGUAUUCCGUCAUUCAAAAGACGGUUGAAAGCCCUAAUGAAGCGACAGCCACCACAUUCAUGCUGCGCUUGCAGCGUAACAGAGACGCUGAUUCACUUCCCAAAGAUACACCGUCUGUUGUUGAUGGCAACUAUGUGACUGUUGUUGCCAUGUUGGCUCAUCCUUUCUCGCGAGGGAGCUGUCAUAUCUCCCCUGAUCCUUCACAACAGCCAGAGAUCAAGUUCAAUUAUCUCACUCAUCCCCUAGAUACGGAGAUACUAGCUCGCCACUUGCGUCUCAUCGAAAGGCUCUUCCAGCAGCCUACCUUCGCUGCUAUGGCAAAACCAAAAGGAAAACGGCUGCCUCGAAGCUUUCCCCACCCGAUAUCAUCACUGGACGACGCGAGGGGAAUCCUCCCAAUCAACGCAGCAACGAACUACCAUCCCUGCAGCACUUGUUCAAUGAUGAGGGAAGAUCUAGGGGGGGUGGUUGACGAACGGCUAACAGUAUACGGAACGAAGAAUGUGAGGAUUUGCGAUGCCAGUAUCUUGCCAAUCAUACCACGAGGGAACAUCUUGGCCGCCGUCUACGCUUUCGCGGAGAAGGCUGCCGAAUUAAUUUGCACUGAAGCGAAACCUAGUUGCUCAACACGCUAA
Alternaria atra is the source of this 1845-nucleotide messenger RNA. RefSeq lists its product as uncharacterized. NCBI's taxonomy places the organism in Eukaryota, Fungi, Ascomycota, Dothideomycetes, Pleosporales, Pleosporaceae. Gene Ontology annotation, molecular function: flavin adenine dinucleotide binding; oxidoreductase activity, acting on CH-OH group of donors. The record is from RefSeq and is a predicted model, not a curated record. The transcript has a single exon. The coding region runs from base 1 to 1845 and encodes 614 amino acids.